This is a messenger RNA of Phragmites australis (common reed), 1048 nucleotides long. Its product is annotated as photosystem I chlorophyll a/b-binding protein 6, chloroplastic. The record is from RefSeq and is a predicted model, not a curated record. Gene Ontology annotation, cellular component: membrane. NCBI's taxonomy places the organism in Eukaryota, Viridiplantae, Streptophyta, Magnoliopsida, Poales, Poaceae. Bases 113 to 922 code for a protein of 269 amino acids. The transcript is spliced from 5 exons. Gene Ontology annotation, biological process: response to light stimulus; photosynthesis, light harvesting in photosystem I.
GGCUGGCUAUCCAUACAUGCCGCGCCCUCUCACUCCCUAUCCUGAAACUCGCAGCAGAUAAAGCGCACCCGCAUCCCUCCGGAGCCCCGAUCGCCUUCUCCUUCCCUCCCUCAUGGCUCUGUCCGCCGGCUCCUUCGCGGCAUGCAGCCUCCAGCCAAGCAGAGCGAGGAUCCGAGCGUGCCACGCCCCGAGGCCGCCGCCGCUGCAGGGUGCCGCCGCGGCAUCGUUCGCAAGGACGGGGCGCCGGGCAAACGCGACGAAGGGCGUGUCCGCCGUGUGCGAGCCGCUGGGGCCCGACCGGCCCAUCUGGUUCCCCGGCAGCUCACCUCCCCCGUGGCUCGACGGCAGCCUUCCUGGAGACUUUGGAUUUGAUCCUCUUGGGUUAGGGUCGGACCCGGAGCUGUUGCGGUGGUUCGCGCAGGCGGAGCUGAUGCACGGGCGGUGGGCGAUGCUGGCGGCGGCUGGCAUCCUCAUCCCGGACCUCCUGGCGCGGUGGGGCUUCAUCGACGGCGGCUUCUCCUGGUUCGAUGCCGGGUCCCGCGAGUACUUCGCCGACCCCUGGACGCUCUUCGUCGCGCAGAUGGCGCUCAUGGGGUGGGCGGAGGGCCGGCGGUGGGCGGACUACCUCAACCCCGGGUGCGUCGACAUCGAGCCGCGGUUCCCCAACCGCAAGAACCCGACGCCCGACGUGGGGUACCCGGGCGGGCUGUGGUUCGACUGGGGCAACUGGGGCCGCGGGUCGCCGGAGCCCGUGAUGGUGCUUCGCACCAAGGAGAUCAAGAACGGCCGCCUCGCCAUGCUCGCCUUCGUCGGGUUCUGGUUCCAGGCCGUCUACACCGGCCAGGGCCCCAUCGAUAACCUCCUCGCGCACCUCGCCGACCCCGGACACUGUAACAUCUUCUCGGCAUUCACGUCCCACUGAAAACGUUACUGCAGACAGAGAAAGCAGUAGUCAAUAUUUUGUACUUGGUAAUUUCUAUGAUGAAAUCAUGAGAUGCUAUCAUGCUAGGCAAAAUUUGGUAUUCGUUGUUUCUUCCAUUUUUACUCA